This is a messenger RNA of Protopolystoma xenopodis, 462 nucleotides long. NCBI's taxonomy places the organism in Eukaryota, Metazoa, Platyhelminthes, Monogenea, Polystomatidea, Polystomatidae. The record is from the annotation of a GenBank genome assembly.
AUGUGGGUCAUAAUCUAUCUACAUGGCGAAAAAGAGCCUCAACCCAUUAUUCGACGCAUCAUCAAUACUCUUUUAUCCUUAUCUUAUUUAUGCCACUCUUCCAUUUUCGUCCGUCUCGCGAAUGCAGGCAAGGUAACCAAUCUGACUGCCGUCUCUACCACCUCUACUAGCCUCCUGCUCUCCUGGACGCCUCCAGCCCUACCUAGUGGCUCCACAAAGCUGCGUUUCGUGUUCACCGUUUCGCCAGCACCCACCUCAGCCUUCGUAAGGGGCAUCUCGGUCUACACUCCGACCACCUAUUAUGCAGUUGUCGGCCUCGUUUCGUGUCAGCUUUACGAGUUCACGAUGACCGUCUACACGGCCGAACUGAAUCAGCCCGGAUCACUAGCAAGACUAUCCAACCAAAAGACUAGUGAGUUGAUUAACGUAUCUGCCAGCCUCUUCAUUUGGCUAUUCCUUUGA